AUGCACAUCAUCAAGCCUUCAUGGCUAAGCCAUAGCGGCGAGCAAAAGGAUUUCGAAGUUUACAGUUGUCAUGUUUCACCAGACGGCAAACGUCUUGCGACCGCAGGCGGCGACGGACACGUGCGAGUUUGGUCCACCGAAUCUGUCUACAAUGCCAACACGCCAGAUUACAACAAGCCGCGCCAGCUCUGCCAUAUGAGCCAUCAUCUUGGCACCAUUCACUCCGUUCGAUUUUCUCCCAACGGUCGUUAUCUUGCCAGCGGAGCCGACGACAAGAUCAUCUGCGUAUACCACCUCGACAAAAGCCCUCCAGCUGCCACCUUUGGCACCAACGAGCCUCCGCCCGUCGAGAAUUGGAAGACAUACAAGCGAUUAAUUGGUCACGACAACGAUGUUCAAGAUCUUGCUUGGUCAUACGAUUCCUCGAUACUUGUUUCUGUUGGACUUGACUCAAAGGUUGUUGUAUGGUCAGGGCACACCUUUGAGAAGCUUAAGACGCUUCCAGCACACCAAAGUCACGUCAAAGGAAUCACUUUCGACCCUGCAAACAAGUUCUUUGCGACAGCAAGCGAUGACCGAACGAUCAAAAUCUUCCGAUUCACCUCUCCCGCGCCGAAUGCGACCCAGCAUGACAUGGUUAAUAACUUUGUCCUCGAGACUACGAUCAGUUCUCCGUUUAAGAGCUCUCCACUGACUACAUACUUUCGACGAUGCUCGUGGUCGCCUGAUGGAAACCACAUCGCUGCCGCCAAUGCCGUUAACGGGCCUGUCAGUUCUGUCGCUAUCAUCGAACGAACGAGAUGGGACAGUGAGAUCAACUUGAUCGGUCAUGAAGCCCCGACAGAAGUGUGCAUGUUUUCGCCUAGACUCUUCCAUACCAGCAAGCCUGAUCCAAGCGUCGAUGACAAGUCGCCGUCGCUCGUCACUGUUAUUGCUUCGGCGGGCCAGGACAAGACAUUGAGUAUCUGGAACACGAAUACGUCCAGACCUGUGGUCAUUCUACAGGAUUUGGCAGGCAAGUCGGUAUCUGAUCUGGCCUGGACCCCAGAUGGUCAAACACUGUUCGCAUCCAGUUUGGACGGCAGCAUCGUGGUUGUUAAGUUCGGCGAGGGCGAGCUUGGCUGGGUGGCACAGCCCGAGGAAAACGAUAAAGCGCUGCAGAAAUAUGGUGCAUCAAGGAAGGGUAUGGGUAUCGCCGAGGAUGUUGAUGGUCUCAUGCUAGAAAACCAGAGUAAAGCAGGAGAGUCACGAGCCGUCGAGUCAAGAAUGGGUGCUCUUAUGGGCGAUCUUCCUGAUUCUACCAAGGAGUCGACGCCCGCCACCAACGGUACAAAGUCUGCUGCGCCUACAUCGAAACCAGCUACAAAUGGCUCAGCCGAGACGGAAAAGGAGAAAGAACCGGAGAAGGAGCCAGAAAAACAGCCAGAAGAGGCGGCCGACAAGACAGCUUCGCGUGUCAAGGAGCUCAAGUCUCGAGUCACGAUUGGCAAGGAUGGCAAAAAGCGAGUAGCGCCUCUAUUGGUAUCUUCAUCAGGGACAGGCACGUCUUCGUUGCCGCAGACUCAAUUGGUCGGAACAACGAGUACCAACAAGGCAGCUCAAAAUGAUGCGCCGCAAACAAGUCUUGAUCUGACCAAGCCAUUUGACGGAUUGCCUAAGGGUGGCAUUGCUGCUAUGCUACUUGGUAACAAGAGAAAGCUAAACCCGGGCGAAGCUGAAGAAGAUGAGGAGCCAUCCACCAAACGCGCAACUAUAGGGCCUACCCCUAUCGUUACCAAUGGGCCUGAUGGUGUCGAGCCCGCGGCUCUUGUGCCUGUUCAGAACGGUGUCGUGCCUACCCCAGAGUUUCUCAGGCCGGCAGUAAUGAACCCAUCUAUCUCAUUCGCUCAGGUCAGACUGGCGGUGCCAAAGAUUAGAUCACAUAUACUUCGACCUUUGGACAGGGGAGUUCUCCACGGCGACAGCUCAUUAGAGGAAGCAACCAAAACCCCAGAGAAUAUCAUUCUCGAAGCCAAGAACGAUUCAAACCCCCGAGACCCCUCACAUGUACUCGUCAGCAAGAGAGGUGGUCUUAUCUGGGAGGAGUGGCUCCCUCGGGCUAUCAUUCUAGUUACAGCUACCAAACAUUUCUGGGCCGUUGCCUGCGAAGACGGUUCCAUUCAUACUUGGACCCCUGCUGGCAGAAGGCUUUUGACUCCGAUCAUAUUAGAGUCACAGCCUGUCAUCCUGGAAGCCCGCGAUCAUUGGUUGAUGUGUAUCACAGCCACUGGCCUCGCUCACGUCUGGGACUUGAAAACCCAGUCCUCCCCCAAUCCUCCGGUGUCACUAGGACCAAUCUUGGAUAUCGCCACAACCUCGUUGAACCAGCAUAGUGCCACACCUGGCCCAGGCAUUACUUCCGCUCACCUCAACUCCACCGGUCAUGUUAUUGUGACCCUGACAAACGGUGACGGCUACUACUACGCCCGAGAGAUGUUCACGUGGCAACGUCUUAGCGAAGCUUGGUGGGCCGUGGGUUCACAGUACUGGAACUCCAACGAUUCGUCCAUUUCUGCCCUGCAGUCUACAGCUGUUGGCCCAGCUUCAAAGGAGGGCAAGGACAAGGAACCUGGAAAGGCAACUGUUUCGUCUGGCAUCAUACCUUUCCUCGAACGUCAUACAACCAACGAGUAUCUUCUUAAGGGCAGAGCCUAUGGGUUGCAGCGUAUCAUUAAGAUGGUUGUGCAGCGCAAAGAAGCCGAGAACCUGGAAAGUAGUGUGAGUAUAGCUCAUCUGGAAACCAGAAUCGCCGGUGCUUUGCAACUCGGAGCACGAGAAGAGUUCCGCCUCUACCUGUUCACGUAUGCCAAGCGACUAGGGGCUGAGGGAGCAAGGGUCAAGGUUGAAGAGCUCCUUAACAGUCUCCUUGGAGGUAUCCUUGAGGAGGAUGAGGAUGAAGAAGAGGAAGAUGAUGGUAAUGGCUGGUUCAGCAAAGAAGGCGAUCUGUGUGGAUGGGAUCGCAAGGAGCUGCUGAGGGAUGUAGUAAUGAUUCUUGGUAAAUACCGUGAGCUUCAGCGAUUGACUCUACAAUACGCCAAGAUCCUCGAUAUAAGCCUAGAGGAUGGACCAGUAGAUGUCGAGCAUAUGGAUGUGGAGGCUUGA
Molecule: messenger RNA, 3141 nt
Organism: Fusarium coffeatum
Lineage: Eukaryota; Fungi; Ascomycota; Sordariomycetes; Hypocreales; Nectriaceae
Exons: 2
Coding region: 1-3141 (1046 amino acids)
Biological process (GO): chromatin remodeling; DNA-templated transcription; regulation of DNA-templated transcription
Cellular component (GO): HIR complex; nucleus
Molecular function (GO): nucleosome binding; protein binding
Source: RefSeq, a predicted model, not a curated record